UACGAGUAUGGGCAGGGGAAGCACUAUGAGACGGGUGGGAUGCAGCAGUAUUAGCCUCGGGUUGAGCAUUCCGUUCUGCUCGUCUUGAAUGUCUUUCCCGUUGUUCACGUCUUCCGCCUCAUCACCAUCGGCAUUAAUAUCAGCAUCGCAUCUCCUUUUGACGCUCGACUCUGCACGCAUUGACAUGAUCCUACGCCAUCUCAUGACAUCUUUUCCUCUGUCUCUUCUCAUUUGCAAAUGUAGAGUGCUCGCAUCGCAUCGGCUUUCGCAUUCAUCUUUCUCUUCGAGAAUCCUUUGCUCGUGUUUUCUUAGUAACUUACCUGGUUGGCCUCGGUUCUUCUCGUCAUCUUCGUCUCCGUUGUCCUCAUCAACCUUGUCAAAUGGUAGUCUGAUUCAUUUGCCCAGGCCCCCAUUCUGUCACAACAACGGGAAGAACACGACUGCCUGCAAUCUGAGGCUGCACAACUUGCCUCGCAACUCUCAACAGCGCUUGACGAACGUGAAGCUAACGCGAAUGCAUUCCAACAAGCCUCCCAGAAGUUGAAGAAGUCCCACUCAGAGAAUGAACUUUUGCAACGACAGCUGGAUGACCUUGGUCGUCAAGUACAGACUCUGCUUAAGGAUGUCGGGUGACGCGCAGACCCAUCUUUGCCCACGGACGCGGAGAUGGAAGAUAUGGAGCCCCUACCAGCUGAAAAUAUCGAUGCCAUCAUCACGAAUAACCUCGUACUCUUCUGCAGCAUCGGCGGGUUGCAAGACUAGGACCAGAAGCUACUCAAGAUAGUAUGUGAACUUGGCGCAAAAAUGGAGG
Suillus paluster is the source of this 811-nucleotide messenger RNA. RefSeq lists its product as uncharacterized. The transcript has a single exon. The coding region runs from base 89 to 544 and encodes 151 amino acids. The record is from RefSeq and is a predicted model, not a curated record. Lineage: Eukaryota; Fungi; Basidiomycota; Agaricomycetes; Boletales; Suillaceae.